Messenger RNA from Entrophospora sp. SA101, 765 nucleotides. NCBI's taxonomy places the organism in Eukaryota, Fungi, Glomeromycota, Glomeromycetes, Entrophosporales, Entrophosporaceae. The record is from the annotation of a GenBank genome assembly.
AUGGCACUUCCAAAAGUAUUAAGUCCUGGUUUUUGGUUAGAUAAAGUUCUUAGGAUAUUCUUAAACCUAGUAUUGGCCAUCUUGUUACAUGUUUUACAUUUGAUUAAAGUCACUGGAACUCUUAUUGAAUUAAAACCGGAUGAACUUGAUGAAAAUUUAAUUGAAAAAAAAGAAAUUUCUAUGCCUUUCAUUCUCAAUACUAUUAAUGAUAUUAUUACUAACAAUCAACCUGAUGAUAAAAAAGAAGAAUAUCAAUCAUCAAUUGAUGAAGAUGAUGAAUCGGUUAAAGAAGAGUAUCAAUCAUCAAUUGAUGAAGAUGAUGAAUCAGUUAAAGAAGAAGAGGAAUUAUUUCAAAACAUUCACCAUAAUGUAUCAAGUUUUGAAAUGAAAACUUCUCAUGAUUAUAGGAGCAAUAUCACGAAAAAAUCUAACAUUAUACCAUUUGAGUUCCGUUGGAAACAUGGUGGUAGCAGAGUCUUCAUUACUGGUGACUUUGAUAAUUGGUCAGCAUGUAAACAUGAAAUGUCGAGAAUUCCAAAAACAAAUGAUUUUGUUGCUAUUAUUGAUAUUGAUUGCACUAAACAACAUGAUUUUAAAUUUAUUGUUGACGGUGAAUGGAAAUUCAAUUGGGAUCUUGAAACACGUUAUGAUGAACAUGGAAAUAUAAACAAUUUUAUCUAUGCUGCACCAACAUCUGAUUCUUUGAGUCCUGAAUAUAAUGACAAUGUUGGAUUCCUCAAUUCUCACUUUACUGCUGUAUAUUAA